Messenger RNA from Acanthocheilonema viteae, 616 nucleotides. Lineage: Eukaryota; Metazoa; Nematoda; Chromadorea; Rhabditida; Onchocercidae. The record is from the annotation of a GenBank genome assembly.
AUGAAGGAAAAAAAAUUUUCAGCAAAAAAUAUCCUGCAUGUUGUUGAACAGCUUACAGAAGAACAAGAAGAAGAUUCAGAAGGAAAUACAUGCAAAUUUGCUAAUAAUAUUACUGAAACAACUGAUAAUAUUAUUUGCAAACCAUCAACUUCCAAUUUAUCCCAAAGUCAACAAUCAUCAUUAGAUCGAGCAUCACAAUCAUCAGCUAACAGUUCACUCCAAAUUCAUCAACCACUGCCAUUUACUGCGGAAUCAUUAGCUACAUCUGCUCUAAAUCAUAUCACCGUAAAUUUGAAUUGCUCGGAACGUAGCAGCACACCGGAAUCGCGUACUCCGCAAUCACCACUUUCCGUUGAUUCUCAAUCAUCUCAUACACCGCGCGGCAAAUCUCCCAUUGUACAAUUUACAUCAUUUGGUACUGGUGAAUUUCGAAGUCCAUCGAAAAUUCCAUAUUCGCUCGCAUCCUUUCCAACUGGAUUGAAAAAUCGAAAUGAAGCUGGAAAGUUGACUUGUCCAACGCCAGGUUGUGAUGGAUCAGGCCAUCAAACAGGCCUUUACACUCAUCACCGAAGCCUUUCGGGUUGCCCACGACGACCAGAUAAAUCGACAAUACAAU